CGCGGUGCGGCGGGUGAUUCAAACGGCCCGUGGGAGCCAUUCCCCGCCAGCGGCAUGGCGGCGCGGCCUCCCUUACAGCUCUCGGCCAGCCGCAGGUCCGAGCCGGAGUACCAAGAACAAAGACGACAAAAAGUUGAAGAAUAUCUAUCAAGAAAAAAGACCUUUUCUGGUGUGCUCAGUCAAGAAAACCAGGCAUCAAUCAGCAGUAGCAAAACCAGGAGAGCAACUAGCAAUAAACUGCAAGCCAAAAUACAGUUCUCAAUAUCUUCAAAGCCAGAAAUGGAAGAUAAAGAGAAUUCCAAUAAACUGUCAUGGGGCCAACUAAGCAGAACCUCCAAAAAAAAUGUUAUUUUAAACUCUUCCACAAUCAGACUGACAAAUUCCAUAUCGGGGACAAACUAUAAUCCUGAAGAUUGUGCUUCCAAGGAUGAAGUUACUGAAACAAAAUCUCAGCGUGUGUCAAUUACCAAGUCUUUCUUGCAAAUAAAAAACAUUAAAAAGAAGCAGUUGAUUGGAGAUAAACAAAAUUCAAGUAUUGGCCUACCAAAGAAACCAGUGCUUGGUACGUAUCGUGGCAAAGUUAUCCAAUCCAAGAUAAACUCCUUCCGAAAAGCACCAAAAAAUGGGGGAGAAAAUAGUUCUUUGACAGGCAAGAAGAUUCUUCCUUCUGCCACCAAACCAGCACCAAGUUCCUUAUCCAUGAGCAGCUGUAGUAUAGUUCGGAAGACCAUCAAAGUCACAAACAAUCCUAAUUCUGUAAAACCAACUGGUGUCCUCCCAUUCCAGAGCAAACCAUCUGACAAAUCUGCUCUUAACUCACAGUCCUGUCUGAAGAAAUGGCAAGCAACAUCUGCUGUAGCACCAAAGAAAGUAACAGUCCAGAAAAUCAUUGGUGGAAGGGCACCACAGCCACUGAAGGCUACUCCUAACAAUUCUGACAACAGAGUACUAAGAAUGAAGAAAUGUGCGGAUUUUUAUGAAGAUGCAAGACCAGAAGCUCCAGCAAAACCAAUUUCUGUUGUUCCUGGUACAAAGUCAGGACAGGAUUCUAAAACUAAUGGCUACAGAAAAUCUGUUCUGCCAAAAGAGUCAGCAGAAGAGAGGAGAGCUCGCCUGGAUAAAUGGAGGGUAUCUAGAGGAAAAGUAAUGAGGAGACCUCCUAUAUCUGUGCUUCUGGGACCCCAGUCUAAAAAUGAAGAACACGAACUCUCUUCUGGUGAUUCUUUAGAGCAUGUAUUACAUAGUGAAAAGGUCAACAAGACUCUCUCGGAAUGUCUGCAGUUAACCGAACAGGGAUGUCAAAGUGAUGAAGUACGUGCCAUGUUGGAUGAUCUGACACAAAGCAUUCCUGAGGCUAAAAAGCUUGCAAAAUAUUGGAUCUGCUGUAUUCGUCUUGAACAGAUGGGCCCUCUUGAAAAGCUUAUUGCUGUCUAUGAGGAGGCCAUUUUGGCAGGAGCAAUGCCUAAAGAUGAACUACGCCACACACUAAUAAAUACUAUGAAAAAUACUGAAAGCCUUUUUAAGUCUGAGGAUGGGGAAACUGUGAUAGAAGCUCAUUUAAGUGAGGUAGUGGAAGUCAACAAAGAAUCAAAUUCAUCUGUAGAGAAGAUUCAGGAGGCCUUCAAGGAUCUCGGCUCUGACCAAAAAGCAGACAGUAAUGACAAGGAGGCGGAGACUAGCAGUGAAUUGAUAAAAAAAGUGGAUUUAAACCUAAAACCAAGAGAAGAGAUCUUGCUAAAAAAGAAUAAAAAGCACAAGACUAAAGUACGUACAAAAAAGAAAGGAAAAUGUGGAAGAGAAGAGCAGAAUGAGGAUGAGGUAAAAAAUACAGCCCAAGCAGUUAAUUCUCCUGAGGGGAAUGAUACAUCUUAUUUAAUGAGACACAAUCCAUUGAUGACAUCAUACUUGGAAUGUGUUAAGAUGCAUCAUGAGGCAAAUGACUCCAGUGCCCAAGACCUGAAACUUGUAACCCCUUUGCGAUACUCUCAACGCCUUCGGGAGAAGAUGUGCAAGCUGUCGGACACUGUUAAAGACCAAGAUCCAUGUGUCCUUUCAUUUGAACAGCUGGGAGAAUUGGAAUCAAAAGCCACUGCAUUUAUCCACAACCAGAGCAAUGCGCUCAAAGAAACAAGUGCUGACAUAGAAGAGUGAAAACCAACAUUAAUGAGAUGUGGUUAAAGACUGGGUUUUUUUUUUACGUUGGGUGGGUGUUUGUUUUUUAGCAACUUUGAGAGAGGAGCUACCUAAAACUUGCAUUGACUUAUUAAACUUUUGGAUUUAUAAGCUUCUGCCUUUUUUCAAAAUUGUGGUAAACCUAGUCUAUUUCAGUACUCACAAAACAUUAGUGACUUUGUUAAAUAUGAUUCCUUAAAUAUCGAAUUAAGGACUAGGUUUAACACUUCCUAAAACAGUUUGAUUGUAUAUUGCUAAUCUACUGUUUUCCUGUUGCAAUUCCUAUAGAUUCUUUAGAAUUGCAUGAUCUACCUUUUAGUUUAAGAAAUAAAAGUAACGUAGGCAUUCUAAUAGGGCCGUAUUUACUACAGCAACGAUUAGUUUUGAAGACAAAGCAUCUAGUAAGGUGUAUACCAAAUUUAAACUGUUGUAUCCAUUCUUAUGGGUUACUUCAAUGAAAUAACUUAAUAUUUUUAAUCCCUUUAGCUAUUGGAUUUAUUCAUGAUG
Molecule: messenger RNA, 2679 nt
Organism: Athene cunicularia (burrowing owl)
Lineage: Eukaryota; Metazoa; Chordata; Aves; Strigiformes; Strigidae
Gene: CKAP2
Product: cytoskeleton associated protein 2
Exons: 9
Coding region: 55-2151 (698 amino acids)
Biological process (GO): negative regulation of microtubule depolymerization
Cellular component (GO): microtubule cytoskeleton
Source: RefSeq, a predicted model, not a curated record